UUGGUGGAACGGAGGAGCAAAAAUUGUGCUUCUUGUGAUUACUUUCGCCUCGGUGGAAACAGCUUGUUUGAUGAAAUUUCAACCAGCGCGCAUUCGAUACGCGCGUCGAAGAAAUGCACGUUGCGACGAAGAAAUGACUUCGAAUCGCGUACUUUGCGUCUUUUGUGAAACGCGCUCGAGUAGCCGUCGGUUUAAAGAUCGAUCGUCGUCGUAAUGUGUAUUAGGUCGGACGGGGAACGUGGGUCGGCUUCUAUAUCGAGAGUUGGGUCGGUGUUUUGACUGCACCGAAGAGUGCUGUGAAAAAGAAACGUGAUCGUCUUUUCUUUCCGUGACUCCUUGCCUUUUUGUCGGCAGAAAUAUUGUGCCGUCUGCGUAAAGCUUCCUUAGCUCUCUGUUAAAAUAUCGCCCGUCGGUAUUGUUCCUCUUAGCGCGCUGGUUUUAGAAAAUUUUCGUGUCCGUUGGAAAGCCGUGCCGCGACGUUCGGAAAGACGAUCGGAAAUCGUCGAUUUCGAAAUUUUAGACGUUUCUCUGACGAGCUGAAGAUUUACCGUUUUGUAUUUCGGACUAUAGUUUCGUACAAUUUUAAUCGCGAGUAUAACUUAAACGGCAACGAACGUAUAUCGAACGACGUGAUUGAAUUCUACCCGUGAAAAUGUCGUUUCUCGUCUAAAAUGGACGGGAUGUAGCGGAAUUUUAGACCAAAUCGUUUGGAGAAAAUUCUCUCUCGUUUCGCGAAAGAUGUUACAGGUGUUACGUACUUGCGAAUCGAUCGCAAAACUUCUGUUAAAAAUUAUUUCGAUCGAACGAGGCAGACGCGGUUUUACCGCGCGUUCGUAAACAGCGAAAUCACGCGGAAAGCUAAAAUGUGUGAUCGUGAUCGAAUCUAGCGACCGUGUGUUGGGUCUACGAGGUGCCACGUGGGAACAUUUCGGAGGCGUAAGGUGGGAAUUGUUAGGAUGUCUCGCUCUCGCUUGGACGAUCUGCUUCCUCUGCCUCGUGCGUGGUGUCCAGUCCGUUGGGAAAGUCGUCUACUUCACCGCUUUUUUCCCUUACGUCGUGCUCGCGGCGCUACUGACACGAGGUGUUACGUUGGACGGUGCCAGCGAAGGUUCUCUUUGGUUUAUUACGCCAAAAUGGUCAACGCUGGAAUCAACCGGCGUAUGGGCAGACGCUGCGUCCCAAGUUUUUUAUUCCCUUGGUAUCGGUUGCGGGUCUUUGAUCACCCUUUCCAGCUACAGUAACUUCGAUAACAAUUGCCACAGGUAACGCAAAAAUUUAAUCUUACGUCCAACGAAGAUCACUGCUACUGUGUAUACCUCGUUUUUCUGCGCAAUUUCCCGCAGUUUGUCCUUUAUUGAAAGUAUCGACUCGACGCAACGAAUUCCUCUUUAACCCCUUAACCGUUGUCCAAGUUUUACUUCGAGAACGUGCUCGAUCGUUUCCAGUAUGCGACGACCGGUACGCGAUCCAAGAUUGUAACAAAACGGCAGUUCUUUUUCGUGUCUCUUUGAAAAAAUUUUUAAUCUUAUUAUCUACGGUAUUGCAGAACUUG
Molecule: messenger RNA, 1552 nt
Organism: Heterotrigona itama
Lineage: Eukaryota; Metazoa; Arthropoda; Insecta; Hymenoptera; Apidae
Source: the annotation of a GenBank genome assembly